UGUUCUACUGAACGCAGCUAAGGUUUGCUGAGUUUGAUAUGCAUUUCGCUCGUUUCGUCGUGAAUUGUCGAUUUUGAUCGUCUGCCUGCUGUUAAUGUGAUUUCAAGUUUAUUAGAGCGUUUGUGUACACUUUCUGGCUCUCUCUCUCUCUCUAAUAACGUUUCAUUUAUUAUAAAAAUAAGAUGACUGAGAUGUCUGUAAUAGAAAUGCCAGUUGCGUCCGAGGUAAAGUCAAGCUGGGCCGACGAGGUCGAAGAAGAGGGAGGAGCGCUGCCCGCACCGUCAGAGAUCUACGAGAAUGGCCACAAAAUACUCACAGAAUACAAAUAUAAUCAGGACAACAAGAAGGUGAAAGUAAUACGUACUUUCAAGGUGGAACGUCGCGUAGUAUCAAAGACGAUCGCAGCGCGUAAGAAUUGGGCCAAGUUCGGCGAUCCCGCCGACGACAGGCCGGGACCUAAUCCAGCAACGACCGUUAUCGGCGAAGAUGUAUUUAUGCAGUUUAUCUCCAGCAAAGAGGAGGAGAACAAGGUGGAGGAGGACUCCUUGGACAAAUUGAAGAGCAUGGGCGACAAAGGCGUCGUCAAGUGUCGUAAUUGCAACGGCGAUCAUUGGACAUCCAAGUGUCCGUACAAGGACACCGUUCUCGCUGGAGGGAAAGUACCCGACGACAAGAAGCCGCUCGUUAACACGGCCGUACCGGGUGCGAUGGCUGAACUUAAACCGCAAGGUGGCAAGUACGUGCCGCCCGGUAUGCGCGACGGCGGCAACAAACGAGGUGACUCUAUGCAGAUGCAGCGACGAGACGACACGACAGCCAUCCGCAUCUCCAACCUCUCGCAGAGCACCACUGAUGCGGAUUUAGACGAACUCGUCAAGCCCUUCGGAUCUGUGGUGAAGCAAUUCUUAGCAAAAGAAAAGCUUUCCAACCUCUGCAAAGGCUUUGCUUACGUCCAUUUUAAACAUAGAGCUGAUGCUGCGAGAGCGAUUACUACUCUAGACGGCUAUGGAUAUGACCAUCUUAUUUUGAACGUAGAAUGGUCAAAACCGCAAGUUCCAAACAAUUAAGAUUGCGUAAAGUCACGAGGGGGAAAUCCAUUUAUUUAUUGUUAUUUGUAAAUUAAAUAAUUAAAUUUAUUUCACACAG
Messenger RNA from Harpegnathos saltator (Jerdon's jumping ant), 1146 nucleotides. Its product is annotated as eukaryotic translation initiation factor 3 subunit G. NCBI's taxonomy places the organism in Eukaryota, Metazoa, Arthropoda, Insecta, Hymenoptera, Formicidae. The record is from RefSeq and is a predicted model, not a curated record. The transcript is spliced from 4 exons. Gene Ontology annotation, molecular function: translation initiation factor activity; RNA binding. The coding region runs from base 183 to 1067 and encodes 294 amino acids. Gene Ontology annotation, cellular component: cytoplasm; eukaryotic translation initiation factor 3 complex.